CGAGGCUAUGGCGUCCCAACCGUGUUCAAAUUUGGAAGGUUAGGGUAUUAUAGAUUUGGCCGUGAUCGACAUUCAUUAGGCAGGCAGAGUGGAUAGCUAGAUCCUUGCGAAGUUGCGAUUAUUGGCCGUAGCGUAAAAGCCUCAGGUUUAGUUUAGUUUAGUCGGCUUUAUCUGAAAUCUUCCGCCACCUAUAUAUAACGCGCUACCACCUCGCGAGUCGUCACCUUGAAGGAGAAGAGGAAGCUUAGACAGAGAUGGAGGCGGUGGUGAAGCAGGAGCUUCUGAACGACGUGCCGCACUCUUCGCCGAGGCGGAAGGGCGCCAUUUCGGCGGUGCCGCCGGACUCGGUAAUCGCGCUUGAUACGAGCAGUAGUGACUCGGACUCGGAGUCGGACUCGGAGUCGGAGGAGGAGAACGGGAAGGACGACGCCGUUUUGGGACGCGUGCUGAAGAAGAGGAGGCUGAACGAGAUGGGAGUGAUUAUGCCGGUCUUGGAUCCUCUGCCUUCGCCGGAGGAGGAGGAGUUGCCGCGGAUGUUGCCGGCGCCGGCGGUGUCCGGGGCCGGGAGGGGGAUGUUGAGUGUUAAUUACUGCAAGCAGUUUUGGAAGGCUGGGGAGUUUGAGUUAGUGCCUUGUGGCGAUGCGGAUUCGUCUGCUGGCGGGAUGGACCAUGUGAGGAUUCAUCCCAAGUUUCUGCAUUCCAAUGCAACCAGUCAUAAGUGGGCUCUUGGAGCUUUUGCGGAGCUAUUAGACAAUGCAAUAGAUGAGGUUUGCACUGGUGCUACUUAUGUUAAGGUAGAUAUGCUUGAAAAUCCGAAAGACGGAAGCAGAAUGUUGCUGAUUGAAGAUAAUGGUGGUGGGAUGAAUCCAGAUAAGAUACGAGACUGCAUGUCAUUGGGGUUUUCUACAAAGAGCAAAAUCGCAAACACAAUUGGACAAUAUGGAAAUGGUUUUAAAACAAGUACCAUGAGGCUUGGGGCAGACGUGAUUGUGUUCUCUCGUUGUUGUGGAAAAGAUGGAAAAAGUGCUACGCAGAGCAUUGGAUUGCUGUCUUACACAUUUUUGAGGAGCACAGGAAAGGAAGAUACUGUUGUUCCCAUGCUUGAUUAUGAAAGACAAGGAGCAGAUUGGUACAGGAUCAGACGAUCCUCUCCCAGCGAUUGGAACAAAAAUUUGGAAACGAUACUUGAGUGGUCACCAUUUUCUAGAGAAGAAGACUUGGAUCACCAGUUCUAUCUGAUGAAAAACCAAGGCACUCGAGUAAUUAUUUACAAUCUUUGGGAGGAUGAUGAAGGACAGUUGGAGCUUGAUUUUGAUGCUGAUCCACAUGAUAUUCAAAUCAGAGGUGUCAAUCGCGAUGAAAAGAAUAUACAAAUGGCUAAACAGUUUCCUAAUUCUCGUCAUUUUUUGACCUACCGGCACUCAUUGAGGAGUUAUGCAGCAAUUCUAUAUUUGCGGCUACCAAUCGACUUCCGAAUUAUUCUGCGUGGGAAGGAUGUUGAGCACCACAACAUAGUGAAUGAUAUGAUGAUGUCCCAAAAAGUCACAUAUAAGCCACAGCCUAGUACUGCUGAUGGGAUACCCAAGGAUGCAAAUAUGGCUGCUACUGUCACCAUUGGGUUUGUGAAGGAUGCAAAACAUCAUAUUGAUGUUCAGGGGUUCAAUGUCUAUCACAAGAAUCGACUGAUUAAGCCAUUUUGGCGGCUUUGGAACGCUGCAGGAAGUGAUGGCCGCGGUGUAAUAGGUCUGUUAGAAGCCAAUUUUGUUGAACCAGCUCAUGACAAGCAAGGGUUUGAGCGUACAACAAUUCUUUCAAGACUCGAGGCAAAAUUAGUGCAAAUGCAAAAGACAUACUGGUCUACUAAUUGUCAUAAAAUUGGAUAUGCUGCACGACGUAAUAAGAAGGUCAACAAUGCUGAAGAUAAAGAGACUUCCCCUGAUUUUCUUUCUGAAAGGGACGGUACCACAUCAGGUGUCAAGAGACCAUGUUCACUUUCAGAUACAUUCCGUUCAAAAACGGCUGACAGUGGACAUGGGAAUAUACAUGUGUCCAGAAAAGGCAAAAGUACAGUGCAAAUCCAAACAAAGUUUACCCCAACAAGAUCCGGGGAAGAAUCAAGCUCUUCUGAAGCAUCACUACCUUUGCCAGCCAAUGUUAGGGGUGGAAACAUGCAUAAACAAGUGAAUGGCGGUAGGGAAUCACUACCUUCGCCAGCCAAAGUUAGGGGUGGAAACGUGCAUAAACAUAUGCAUGGCGGUAGGGAAUCACUACCUUCGCCAGCCAAUGUUAGGGGUGGAAACGUGCAUAAACAAGUGAAUGGCGGUAGGGAAUCACUACCUUCGCCAGCCAAUGUUAGGGGUGGAAACGUGCAUAAACAAGUGAAUGGCGGUAGGGAAUCUAGGGACAAGGACAUACAUGUUGCUGUAUGUGAUAAGCAAGUGAAUGGCAGUUUUCAUAAGUCAUUUACUGCUAUGCAUUAUUCUGGAAAAGAUGGUCCAGCUGUGACUGAAUUAUCUUCAGAUAUGGACGAUACUGAAUCCCAACAAGAGUGUACACCAUGCAGAGGAACCAGUUUAUCUGCCACAAAAUCCAAGUCAAAGGGAAAUGAUUUUAAUUUGGAGGAUUUGAGCAUUGUGCAGCGAUUGAGAAAGGAGAAUCAUGAACUGAAAGAAAAAUUGAAAAAACAGGACGAACAGGCUCCAGCUGAAUUGCUUAAGGACUUGAUGCUGGAAAGGGAGAAGAACAUAACACUUGAAACCAAGCUGAAAGAAGCAGAAAAACAGAUCGAGUUCUUGAACAAGGAACAAGACAGUCUAAUUGAUAUAUUCACGGAUGAGAGGCAGCGACGAGAUGAUGAAGAGAACAAGUUGAGAAAGAAGCUGCAGGAUGCAUCCAAUACUAUUCAAGAGUUGGUUGAGAAGGUAAGGGAGCUGGAAAGGAGGAAGCCUCCUAAGAUGGAAAGGUAGGAUCAUCGGCAUACUGUGAAGUUCUUCUAGGACAGUUGACCGCAACUUGAUCCAUGGUUGUUUCCGGUUGAACUGAUGACUUGGCGAAAGUGUAAUUCGACCCAGAAGGUAGUCUAAUCACUAAUGUAGAUCAUGAGCAUUGUUCAGGUGAACUACAGGUCUUUGAUGGCGGACCUCUUAAUACUUGGGCUGUAAAAAUGUGCAAAAAGAAAUGAACGGAAUCCUAGUAGAUGUAUAUAUGGGUAGUAGAAGAUGUUUGUUUUUU
Molecule: messenger RNA, 3231 nt
Organism: Rosa chinensis
Lineage: Eukaryota; Viridiplantae; Streptophyta; Magnoliopsida; Rosales; Rosaceae
Product: protein MICRORCHIDIA 7
Exons: 20
Coding region: 255-2966 (903 amino acids)
Cellular component (GO): nucleus
Molecular function (GO): ATP hydrolysis activity
Source: RefSeq, a predicted model, not a curated record